Dendroctonus ponderosae (mountain pine beetle) is the source of this 1168-nucleotide messenger RNA. RefSeq lists its product as uncharacterized. Lineage: Eukaryota; Metazoa; Arthropoda; Insecta; Coleoptera; Curculionidae. The coding region runs from base 78 to 1142 and encodes 354 amino acids. The record is from RefSeq and is a predicted model, not a curated record. The transcript has 4 exons.
UUUCAGACUUUGUAAAGUGCUUGUAAAUACGUUUGAAGCUCUGGUCCUAAAUGAAGCAGUUGCAAAUUUUAAUGUGAAUGUCAAAUUCAUCUGUUCUUAUAGCUUCUGGGUCAAUAUCAAUAAGCACGAAAGACGCUGCUCUAGGAAGAGACACUUUUCCAAGAGUAGUGAAUGCGAAAGGGUGCGUCACUCCUACGAUCCAAACUAUGCAAGCCAGAAGUGUAACAAAUCUAGACCGAACAGCUUAUAAAUAUGACAAUAUAUCAAAUUACUCAUCCCGUAAUCAACCUCAGUGCAUGUACGAGCGUGAUCAAGAAUUUAGGACAUCACAAAAUGAAUUAAUUCCUAAAACCAAAAUGAACGUAUCAGCCGGUGAACUUCUUGGAAGAACUCAUGAGGAACUAGUAUUACUUCUAAUCCAAUUGCGUAGGCAGCAGGCGCAAACAUUUCAGGCUAUCGAAAGUUGCUAUAACGAAAUUGAUAGUCUUCAGAUCCACAUUCAUAAUGUUGACCAAAUGAAACGAAUGGAAAAUCUGCAUAAAUUGGAGCGAAUCAAACAAAACCUUCUGGAGUUGGAAAAGCAAUAUGAGAAGCGCAAACCAUUGGUAAACCUAGUAGACAACAUGGUAAAGCUAGGAUCGCUCUACAGAAACCCUAAUGAGAGAACUGACAUUGCCAGGCAUAUCCGCGAAAAACUCGAAUUCAACCAGUAUGUGCAGGAGCGACGACUUCUAGCAGACGAAAAACGAGACUGGAACAGAAUCGAGCCAAGCCAUGUACAACUUCAACAAAAAGUGCGUCAACUGUACCAACUAGACGGUUUGAUUCAAGAAGAAUCUCGAAACCUUCACAAUCUUCAACGAGACAAAGAAGACAUCGAACGAGCACUUGGGGGCCUUCGGAACCGUCUACUGAAGGGUUUGAACAAUCCUGAAGAAAUCGAGCAAGCGCGAAGGCAGCAGUUUAUGCUCGAAAAUGAGCUCAGCAGAGUCCACUUGAUGUUGGCGCAGAACUCGAAAAAACUUGAAGAAACCGUUGCAGGCAACGCAAGACUUGAGCAGGAGUUGCUCGUUUUAAAGCAAAAACUGCAGAGCUCCAGGCAGCAAAGAAGUUCUCCACAGUUUUCCAAUGCGGGUGAGUAACUUAAAUUUAAGCACAUACAUAAACG